AUGUCCUAUCAAUCUCCGAUCUCCGAUCCUUACGCUUAUCUCAACAUUGUAAAGAAUCCAGAUGGCUCCAUCACUCGCGACCUCACCAACUUCCGGUGCGUCCCAGCUACACCGGAUCCUUCCCCACUAAACCCCGUCGUCUCCAAAGACGUCUCCGUGAACGGGUCAAAGUCAACGUGGAUGCGUCUCUACCUUCCCGACGGCGUUUCGUCUGAAAAACUCCCUCUCGUGGUCUAUUACCACGGCGGAGGUUUCAUCCUGUGCAGCGUCGACCUCCAAGUCUUCGACGACUUCUGCUCCGUGAUGGCGCGUGACCUCAACGUCAUCGUCGCAUCGCCUUCGUACCGGCUAGCUCCUGAGCACAGAUUACCGGCGGCGUACGACGACGGAGUGGAGGCGCUGGAAUGGAUUAGAAACUCCGACGACGAGUGGAUCAAAUCUCACGCCGAUUUCUCCAAUGUGUUCCUCAUGGGAACGAGCGCCGGCGGGAACUUGGCUUACAACGUCGGGUUAAGAUCCGCCGAUUCCGUCGUUGAUCUGAUUCCGUUACAGAUCCGUGGAUUGAUUCUCCACCAUCCGUUCUUCGGCGGUGAAGAGCGAUGCGGAUCUGAGAUUAAACUUGUGAACGAUCAGGUUUGUCCGCCUGUAGUCACAGACGUUUUCUGGGAUCUCUGUCUCCCCGUCGGCGUUGAUCGGGAUCAUGAGUAUUCGAAUCCGACGGUGGCGGAUGGAUCGGAGAAAUUAGGACGGUUGAGAUGGAAGGUGCUGGUGAGUGGAGGAGAUGGAGAUCCGAUGAUAGAUCGGCAGAGAGAUGUUGCGAAGUUGAUGAAGAAGAAGGGAGUGGAAGUGGUGGAGCGAUUUACCGACGGCGAUGUUCACGGUGCUGAGAUCUUCGAUCCUUCUAAGCGUAACACUCUGUUUGUUUCUAUCAGAAAUUUCAUUUCCUCGUCCUCUGCUGUGUAA
Molecule: messenger RNA, 963 nt
Organism: Microthlaspi erraticum
Lineage: Eukaryota; Viridiplantae; Streptophyta; Magnoliopsida; Brassicales; Brassicaceae
Source: the annotation of a GenBank genome assembly